Messenger RNA from Coniophora puteana RWD-64-598 SS2, 306 nucleotides. RefSeq lists its product as uncharacterized. The record is from RefSeq and is a predicted model, not a curated record. The annotation marks the transcript as partial. NCBI's taxonomy places the organism in Eukaryota, Fungi, Basidiomycota, Agaricomycetes, Boletales, Coniophoraceae. The transcript has 4 exons.
UCGCACAAGGAGUUCUUCGACCCCACGCAGGGAUGGUGGACUCGGUUCCUGCCAUGGGAUCCACCUCGGUUCCGGGCGGAUGAAGACGAACCAACGCCAUCGUUACCGGCAAAGUUGAAGACGAGACAAGGCUCAUUCGUCGAAGCCCUCGUUCAAGGCGUCUGGACAUUGAUCGGGGGAGACAAGGCCAAAGAUGUUGGUGACGACAGCGCGCCCCUCCACUUUAUCACUACCGCCCUCCGCAGCGGCCACUGCACCGCCCUCUUCUCCGCCCCUGAGACGAUCACCUCGCUCAUCCGCGAUGUC